Messenger RNA from Tarenaya hassleriana, 1404 nucleotides. Its product is annotated as rho GDP-dissociation inhibitor 1-like. The record is from RefSeq and is a predicted model, not a curated record. The transcript has 5 exons. NCBI's taxonomy places the organism in Eukaryota, Viridiplantae, Streptophyta, Magnoliopsida, Brassicales, Cleomaceae. Gene Ontology annotation, biological process: Rho protein signal transduction. Bases 281 to 1042 code for a protein of 253 amino acids. Gene Ontology annotation, molecular function: Rho GDP-dissociation inhibitor activity; protein binding. Gene Ontology annotation, cellular component: membrane; cytoplasm; cytosol.
GGUGGCCUUCACGAUCUCUCUCUCUCUCUCUCAUAACUCGGAUCACCACAUGACUCGUUCUCGCUCCCGUAAAAGAACAUGCCAGAACCAAAAUCCCUAAAUUUGCCAAGCUUCCUUUACUGCUCCACGAUCAUCCAGGGGGGAGAAGUAGAACAAAGAGAGAGAGAACUCCAAACCCUUCAUUCUUCUCGGCGAGAUCUUUCGUGGGUUCUCUCCAAUUCACGAUUUUGAUCAGUGGAAAACGCAUUGAUUUCAUUUCCUGGGGUUGUCGAGUUGAUUGAUGUCUGUGGUUGCUGGAGCUAUAUCGGGUUCCAGAGAUAUGGGUUUUGACGAGGAGAAGAGCAAGGGAGGAGGCAAAGGAGAGGAGAACACGUCCAAAACGGCGUCGUCGCAUCACGAGAGCACCGACGAUGAGGCCGUGGAAUCGUUGGGGAGACAGAUGAGCGAAUCUUCUCUGUACGCGACGGAGGAGGAAGACGAUGAAUCCGCUCUCGGUGAGAAGUUACAAUUGGGCCCUCAGUACACUAUCAAGGAGCAUCUCGAGAAGGAUAAGGAUGAUGAGAGUCUCAGGAAGUGGAAGGAGCAGCUUCUUGGAAGUGUAGAUGUGAACAGCAUCGGAGAGACUCUUGACCCUGAAGUGAAGAUCCUUAGCCUUGCGAUCAUUUCUCCUGGUAGACCUGAUAUUGUUCUAUCGGUUCCCGAGAAUGGAAACAUCAAGGGCUCGUGGUUUACCUUAAAAGAAGGGAGCAAGUACAACUUGAAAUUCACCUUUCAAGUUAACAACAACAUCGUGUCUGGCCUUAAGUACACCAAUAACGUCUGGAAGACCGGUGUCAAAGUGGACAGAACAAAGGAGAUGCUCGGGACUUUUAGUCCUCAGCUGGAGCCAUACACUCACGUGAUACCAGAAGAGACCACUCCCUCUGGCAUGUUUGCUCGGGGAUCAUAUUCCGCUAGAACUAAGUUUCUCGACGAUGAUAACAAGUGCUACUUGGAGAUCAACUAUGCCUUCGAAAUCCGUAAAGAAUGGCCUUCUGCUUGAAUCCGAAGCCACUGCCCCGGCUCAGGCUCGUCCCAGCAAGAUCAAUCUUACUCAUUUUCACUCGUCUCUGAACAUAUUAAGUGAAUGGUUUCCCCUUAACAAGCUCUUUCUUCUUUCAUGUCUUUGACAAGAAGUUGGGACAAGAAGAACAUCAUCAUCUUAGAACAAAGAGAAGGAAAAAACAUUUUUAUUUUUGCAUGUUGAUAUUGUUCCCUGUAAUAGCUUUGGGAGGUUUUUCUAGAAUUCAUUCCUGUUUGUCUGAUUUCGUCGCCAUCAGAGGUUUCUUCAAAUUCAUUUUGGGGAUCAGUAUUUUUUCGGUUUUUGUUCUGUCGUAUGAAGACAUUAGUGGUUUUAUUUUUGUU